This is a messenger RNA of Helianthus annuus (common sunflower), 1340 nucleotides long. RefSeq names its product cinnamoyl-CoA reductase-like SNL6. The coding region runs from base 177 to 1271 and encodes 364 amino acids. The transcript is spliced from 5 exons. NCBI's taxonomy places the organism in Eukaryota, Viridiplantae, Streptophyta, Magnoliopsida, Asterales, Asteraceae. Gene Ontology annotation, molecular function: oxidoreductase activity, acting on the CH-OH group of donors, NAD or NADP as acceptor. The record is from RefSeq and is a predicted model, not a curated record.
AAAACAUAGAUAAAAAAGAAAUAAGAAGCCGGCUGAGCCGCACCAGCUUAUUCUCUAACAAAGUAAGCCGAACUACAUUUGUAAGUUUGUUAUAUAAACACAUAAGGCGCUUUAAGCAUGAUAUCAACAAACUCUGAUUCCUCUAACCGUCUUUUCUGCUUUUUUACACUUCUUCAAUGGGCGUCGUACGGACGGAUGAGAGCCGGAGAUCUGAGAUCGAAGAGUUCCGCCGGAUGCUACUAUCCUGUUCCGCCGUCGUCCUCAAAGUCACCACGGAAGACGACAGCAAUCACCGGCGAGUAACCGCCGCUAACCGAAACGAACACGCAGUAGAUCAGAUGCUCGUUUGCGUCACCAGCGGUGUCUCGUUCCUCGGUAUAGCUAUUGUGAAACAGCUUCUGAUCAGAGGCUAUGCCGUUCGGAUCAUCGUCGAUAACGAAGAAGACAUAGUGCGGCUGAGGGAGAUCGAAAAUUCAGGCGAGAUUGAAGGAUCAACGAGAGCCACAAACAACAAUCUGAUAGGAGUUGUUGUGGCAAAAUUCGACGAUCGCAGAAGCUUAAUUGAAGCGUUUGAUGGAUGCUGUGCGGUAUUUCACACCACCGCUUUCAUUGAUCCAAGCGGAUUGUCUGGUUACUCGAAAUCGAUGGUGGAAAUAGAAGCAAGGGCCGCGGAAAAUGUAGCAGAGGCUUGCGCAGCAACUCCCUCUGUUAGGAACUAUGUGCUUACAUCUUCUCUAUUGGCAUGCAUAUGGAGAGAUGGUUCCAAUGGCAGCCUCCCUACAGUAGUAGACCACAAUAGCUGGAGUGAUGAAUCCUGUUGCAGUAGCAAAAAGUUAUGGUAUGCAUUGGGUAAGCUAAAAGCCGAACGAGUGUCAUGGCGGAUAGCCGAGGAAAAGGGGUUGAAGUUGACCACAAUAUGCUCGGGUCUUAUCACCGGCCCUCGUUACUUCUGUACAAAUCCAUCAUCCACCAUAGCAUACCUUAAAGGUGGUAAAGAUAUGUAUGCACAUGGUUUACUGGCAACAGUUGAUGUUAAUAAAUUAGCUGAUGCACAUGUAAAGGUAUACGAGGAAAUGCACAAAACUGGUGGUGGACGAUACGUUUGUUUUGACAACGUUAUUGGUAGCCCAGAAGAGGUUCAAAGACUAGAACAAGAGACAGGAGUUUACAUAGACACGAGUUCACACGAUGCCACAUUUAGAUUUGAGUUGUCAAAUAGAAAGCUUGAUAGAUUAAUGUCCCAAACGCACAGAUGCAUGAAUGUAUGUUAGCUAGCACGUCGAUUAUAAGAUUUUGACCGAUAAGAUGCGGGUUUAUCAUGGUAAAGGGGCGUUGGAACA